Carassius gibelio (silver crucian carp) is the source of this 1339-nucleotide messenger RNA. RefSeq names its product transformer-2 protein homolog beta. Bases 144 to 986 code for a protein of 280 amino acids. Gene Ontology annotation, cellular component: spliceosomal complex. Gene Ontology annotation, molecular function: RNA binding. Gene Ontology annotation, biological process: positive regulation of mRNA splicing, via spliceosome. The record is from RefSeq and is a predicted model, not a curated record. NCBI's taxonomy places the organism in Eukaryota, Metazoa, Chordata, Actinopteri, Cypriniformes, Cyprinidae. The transcript is spliced from 8 exons.
CUAAAUAAAGCUUCUACGACCGAGAAAGGCGUUCAUUACCAGACGUUCGAUCUGUAUGUGCGUUUAUGCGUUCUGUUUAUGUUUAAUCAUAUGUAAUUUCUCUCACAGUGUUACAGUUGCAGCGUAAUACACACUAAACGACAAUGAGUGACGCUGAGAAGGAAUUCGUGGAGCGGGAGUCCCGUUCGACUUCUAGGAGCCCAAGUCCUAGAGGAUCUGCUAAGACCGCUAGUCGCUCUCCGGAGCGUUCACCUGCUCGGUCGAAAGAGGGGUCGCACCACUCUCGCUCGAAGUCCCGCUCUCGCUCCAGGUCCAAGACUAGGUCUCGUUCCCAUCGGAGUUCUCGCCGACAUUACAGUCGGUCCCGUUCACGCUCUCAUUCUCGCCGGCGACGUUCACGCAGCCGCUCAAACAGCAGCGAAUACCGCCGCCGCCGCAGUCAUAGUCAUUCUCCUAUGUCCAACCGUAGACGUCAUGUUGGAGACCGGACAAACCCAGACCCAAACUGCUGCCUGGGAGUGUUUGGCCUGAGCCUGUACACCACAGAGAGAGACCUGAGGGAUGUCUUCUCCAAGUUUGGCCCUCUGAGUGAUGUCAGCAUUGUGUACGACCAGCAGUCUCGACGCUCCAGGGGCUUCGCCUUUGUCUACUUCGAGAACAGAGAAGAUUCAAAAGAGGCUAAGGAGCGUGCUAAUGGUAUGGAGCUAGAUGGCCGCAGAAUCAGAGUCGACUACUCGAUUACCAAGAGGCCACACACACCUACUCCAGGAAUAUACAUGGGCAGACCAACGUAUGGUGGAGGCCCGAGUGUAAGCCGUCGCCGUGAUUACUAUGAUCGAGGCUAUGAGCGUGGAUAUGAUCGCUAUGAUGAUCGUGACUACUAUAACAGCAGGUCGUACAGAAGAAGAUCCCCCUCUCCCUACUACGGUCGAGGACCAUACAGGUCAAGAUCACGCUCUCGAUCCUACUCCCCUCGCCAUUACUGAAGUGAAGUUUGACUCCUUUCACCCUCCCUGAAGAUGAUAUUGAUGCUAAUGACAUUGUUUAUGACGUAGAUGUUUAUUUCUGGUGGCAUGAGUUUGGAUGUACUUUAAACGCAGUCCCCUUGAUUUCUUGCCUAGAGGUUUCAUGUGUCGGUGACCGGUCUGGAUGUUCCAUUAGUUUGAAUGUUUUUGCACUGUUUACUUUUAAUUUUUUUUUUUUUUUUUUUUAAGUUUCUUAUUUGAUAAUAAACUUGCAUUUGUUAUAUGAUAGUUUCCUGCUCACACACAAUUAUGUUUUUAUGCGUUUUAAGCUUAGAAGUGGUCUUGCAAUAAACUUCUUUAUACCUCCUCCCUGA